This is a messenger RNA of Trichophyton rubrum CBS 118892, 1113 nucleotides long. RefSeq lists its product as uncharacterized. The transcript has a single exon. Bases 1 to 1113 code for a protein of 370 amino acids. The record is from RefSeq and is a predicted model, not a curated record. Gene Ontology annotation, cellular component: cytoplasm. Lineage: Eukaryota; Fungi; Ascomycota; Eurotiomycetes; Onygenales; Arthrodermataceae.
AUGGCCCCCAUCCCCAUCACCAUCGUCACCGGCUUCCUGGGCUCCGGCAAGACCACGCUGCUGCUCAACCUGAUCCCCCAGCUGCCGGCCUCCUACCGUCUGGCCCUGCUCAAGAACGAAUUCGGAGACGUCGCAGUCGAUUCCCAGCUGGCCGCCGCCUCCUCCAUCUCCGGCGUGCGCGAGCUGCUCAACGGCUGCAUCUGCUGCAACCUCGUCGGCCAGCUCAGCGACGCCCUCCUGCAGCUCCGAGACACCGUCAACCCAGACCGCAUCGUCAUCGAGACCAGCGGCAGUGCGUUCCCCGCCACUCUAGCGAUGGAGGUCAAUCGGGUGUCCAGCGAGCGCAAGGGAGAGUUCGUGCUCGACGGCGUGGUGGCCGUCAUCGACGUGGAGAACUGGGAGGGCUACGAGGAUACCUCUUACACGGCCAAGUUGCAGGCCAGAUACACCGACCUGAUCGUGUUCAAUAAAUGGGAGCUCGUCUCGGAGCGGCGGUUUGACAUCUGUCUGGACCGGGUGGGCGAUCUCGACGUGCAGACUGCCUGGGUCAAGUCGGACAAGGGCAGAGUCGACAGAGACGUGCUGCUGGGCAUCGACGGGGCCCUGCUGGCGAAGAUGGCUGACUCUACGGAAGCAAAAGACGCUCUGCGGAAAGCAGAGCAUGCGCACUCACAUCAGUCGGAGGUCGAGGUGCUGUCGGUCUCGCUGGCGGGAGACGCAGACGCAGACGCAGUGGUCGUCGAUUCAGCUGUCUUUUCGGCCUUUCUGCAGUCCUCGCCCAAGGACGAGAUAUACCGGAUCAAGGGGACUGUGCGGUUUGCCUCUGACCAGAUCCCAGCAGACUCGUCCGGUGAGGUCACCGCUGCUGCUGCUGCUGCUGCUGCUGCUGCUGUCUCUGAUGCGCCGCCGGUGCAGACAUAUAUCCUCAACUGGGCCUUUGGGCGAUGGACUCUCACCCCGUCUCCGUCAGAAACAACGACGGCUGCUAGACUCACCCUGAUCCUCGCCCGGUAUGAAGCGGCCAAGUGGAAGAAGAAACUCGAAGCAGGACAGCUGCUCAGGGCCGCUUCUUCCCCUGCCACGGCCUCGCUGCAGGUCGACAUUAUUGGCUAG